Kwoniella mangroviensis CBS 8507 is the source of this 1173-nucleotide messenger RNA. RefSeq lists its product as uncharacterized. The transcript has 3 exons. NCBI's taxonomy places the organism in Eukaryota, Fungi, Basidiomycota, Tremellomycetes, Tremellales, Cryptococcaceae. The record is from RefSeq and is a predicted model, not a curated record. The coding region runs from base 1 to 1173 and encodes 390 amino acids.
AUGUUUCUUUGGCAAUUUCUCAAAACCGAAUUUAAAGACCCAAUUCAACAGAUUGGCAAUGAUAAUGAGGAGUACGAUGGAAGGACUAGCAGUACAGGAACUCGUGCACCGAAUCAAACGACCCGAUUCGUCUUUAGAUCGACCACUCCUCUAAGUCCAGAUCGUCGUGUACCGAUUCUCAAGCUCAGAAAAGUGCCAUGUCGAGCUCAGCUAGAGCAGAAACUCACAGAUGCUCUAGCCAAGUAUAACUUAGAUCUAGACAUUGAUUCACCUGAUCUCGAUCUACAAUCCAGUGCCGCAUGGUGUCAAUCGGCUAGCAAGAUGUCUGGUCGACCCAUGAAAAAUGAGACAGACCAACAGGCGCAUACCGCUUUGGGCUCUGGACUCGCAUCUACACUUAUCGCCGAUAAAGGUCAUUUUGACAUUGAGUCCGAGUCACUCAAAGCUCAAUUCGGUCAGAGUAUACCAAAGACAUGUAAAAAGGGUCAACAAGUGCCAUCUGUGUCUUCUGGUGAGCCGGGUCACUUGGCCUUGUACCGAUCGUUUAGAAGUGGACUAUGGGAAGGAUACCAAGGAAGAUUGCUGAAAGGCGCUGUACCUUUGCCCUUUGGCACUUACGAGGGGGUAUUUGGAGUGGAAGAAAAGACUGAAGCAGCUCUCAGUUCCUGCUUGUCAGAAUUAGAGGAAUGGUGGCAGUCACAGGACGAAACUCUCGACUUGUUGAUGAUCAAAGAGCCAAAGGCAGCUAAGGAGAAAAACAAGGAGAAGAAGGAGAAGGAAGAGGCUUUCGUGCUUGUGGAUGGUCAAAGAAAGUACAGUACCAAGCUCGCUAAUAUGAUGAGUCAGAUAUGGGAAGAAAUGAUCGCAUACCGAUAUGGCGUUACAAUUGUCACCUGUCGCUCCAAAUCCUUUCUUGCUUUCAUGUCUGAUCGUGGCGAAAUGUCGAUUUCCCAUACUUUCGAGCAUCAUUGGGAUCCAGCAAUCCACCAUCAUCCACACCAAAACUUUCAUCAGCUGACUCUCCGACAAAAAGUUGAUGUUAUCUGGUACCGGCCUUCGCUUCUCACUUUGGUGCUAGCUGUGGCUGUCUGGGCGAAGGAUAGGGAGAUAGAACUGCGUGGUACGGAGCUGAAAGGAUGGCCCGAGUCUUGGCCCCCGGCUCGAGAUCUAUAG